AUGGAUGUGAAAUUAAAAGAUUCUUUUUUUGAUGAUCCCGAAAGUCCAACAUUCUGGGUAUAUAAUAGUCUACCCAAUUAAGAUUAAAUAUUAGAAAUGCAAGAUACAAUGUACAUUCAAAAAGAUCAAGAAUUUUGCAAACGCAAUCUAGGCAUUUAGAAGAAUUACUUGCUUUACUUUAAAAAAUAGGUAUUAUUUAAAUAAAAACCAAUAGAAACUUUAAAAAUGGGUGAACUUGAACAAUUCAACAUUGGAAUAUGUAAAAAAUUAAAGUGUUGGACUAGGAAUUAGAAUUUAAAAAAAUAAAUAAUAUUUUGAGUUCUAUGGAGAUGUGGAACCAUGGUAUAAUUAUUUGAGAUAAUAUUGCAUCUAAAGAAAUUUUUCUUAGAAUUACACUUUAUUAAAGAAAAUAGGACAAGGGAAUUUUGCAGAUGUAUUUAAUUUUAAUAUGACUAGGUUCACUAAGCAACAAAUAAAUUUGAUGGAGCAGAAUAUGCUAUCAAAUGUUUCAAAAAAUGUAAAUUAAAAGAGAGUGUUGAUAGAUUGUCAAUUAUUAAAGAAAUUUCAAUCAUGAAGAAAAUUUAAAAUGAGUCAGUGAUAAAAUUAUAUGAAGUAUUUGAAGGAGAUGAUUGUUUAUAUUUAGUUUUAGAAUAUUUAAGAGGAGGUGAACUUCAUUAAUAUAUAAAGAAGUCACCUCCCUUUACAGAAGAAAAAUGUUCAAAGCUAAUUUUUAGAAUAUUAAAAGCAGUUUAUUAAAUCCAUGAAAAAGGAAUAUUACAUAGGGAUUUAAAGCCAGAAAAUAUUAUGUUAAGAAACAAAGAUGAUCUUGAUAAUAUUUGUAUUGGAGAUUUUGGUUUGGCUGAUCAUUAUACAUCUAGUGGAUAGUAUCUUUUUACUAGAUGUGGUACACCAGGUUAUGUUGCACCAGAAUUAUUAUAAGAUAAACUUUAUGAUUUUAAAAUUGAUAUAUACAGUGUAGGAAUACUUAUGUAUAUUUUAAUUGUUGGGAAAUCACCAUUCGAUGGCAAAGAUUAUGAUGAUGUUGUGAUGAGAAAUUAUUAUGCUAAAGUUAAAUUUGAAGAUUGUAAAUUAAGUGAAAUUGGUAUGAAUCUUUUAAAAGGUUUAAUGAAUAAAAACCCAAUUUAAAGAUUUAGUGCAGAAGAAGCUUUAAAUCAUCCUUGGUUUGCAAAAGAAAAUUACUAUAAAACAUCUUUAUUUAAAAUUCGGAAACAAAAUCUUGUUUUAAAGAAAUUCACUAAUUGUGAAUAGCAACUUAACUAAUUUUCUGCUUUAUCUACUUAAUUUAGUCCUAAAAGUUCAUUAUCUAGUCUUAGUCCUUACGGUCUUACUAAAUGCAAUCUGGAUGAUAGUCCAUAAACACCUAAUACUCCUAUUGCUUAACAUCCUUUUUUAUCACCAAGAACUCCUGGGAGAUUUAAAUUAAAACCAGUUCGAAAAUCUUAAUUUACUUUAAAAUAAAUAUGA
This is a messenger RNA of Paramecium sonneborni, 1485 nucleotides long. The record is from the annotation of a GenBank genome assembly. Lineage: Eukaryota; Ciliophora; Oligohymenophorea; Peniculida; Parameciidae.